AUGUCUGAGCAAUCAAUACCCCAAUUAUUUGUUGAAGGACAGUUUCUACCUAACAAAUGGCUGCAUACUAAAAUAGAAACUGAGUAUAACAUUAAUGGGAAAGUGUUUACUAUACAAAAUGAUGAUAAUGAUGUCUAUUAUAAAUUUGAAGUUGUUUCUGAUACAGACAGUUUGGGUGAGAGUAGCAGUGGAUUACUUGACAAAGACGAGUGCAAGUUCCUUCCUGUGUCCAUAAAAAAAACACUUUAUGGUAUUAUUGUUAACGAUGAAAUAAUUGUUCCAAUUAAUAAUUGGCAUACAAUAAUAACGUUGGAAGAUCACAUUUGGUGCUGUGUCUGUUUGGACAUAGAUGCAGAUGCGAUUACUCACAUCAAAAGCGGUAUACAUAUAAAAAGUAUGAAUAAGUAUCAGCCUCUGGACAGAUUUGAUUUGAACCUUGUAAGAUUGAUUGAUCAAUACUACCACUGUGCUGUAUGCAACGAAUCAUUCCAUAAAUCUGAAGAAAAUCAUUUUGACAGUGAAACUCAUGAAAACAAGAUAUUGUAUGCAAUCAACCAUUGUUCAGAUGUUCAAGAUAUGCGGAAUAUUGACAAACUCACUUACCCAUUUGACCCCUUGUUCGCUCAUUUGUUUGAUUCCUCACAACCUCAAUCAUCUGAAUCCUCGAUCCCUCAUUCAGUCGAACCGUCGCACUAUCAUUCAAUCGAACGCUCACCCAAUGAAUCACCUAGUGUAUCAUCUUCAAGUUCACGCGCAGAUUAUGUAGAGAGCGUCAGUAUUACAAGUGAGAGUGGGAUUGAUUUCAAUGAAAAUGAUGGAUUUUAUGAUAUAAACUGGGAGAACAAGCCAGUUGAACGUUCAUAUGCAUCUGUUGCUGCGGCUGUGCCAAAGCUAUUUUUUAUAAACUGGUUCGGUAAAAAAUGUAAGAUUGAAAAAGAUUCUUGGAACAUGAUUUUAAAGAUCAAGAGCCAUAUCAUCUAUUGUAUGGCAUGUAAAAUAAUCGAUGAUGUCCAGCAAAAACGUAACCAUUGCUUAGAGAAGACACAUAUAAAAAAUCUCAAAUUGUGUACACCAGUUGAGAAAUACAAGAAUUACGUUAUAAGAAAGGUAGACGAGAAAUACCACCACUGUGCCAAUUGCAAUAAUCUUCAAGCAGAGGAUAGGGUCGCUGAACAUAUUGAAGAGGCACACAAACAAAAACCGAAAACGCUGAAAAAGCCAAGAAAACCGAGAAGUGAAAUCGAAAAUAAAAAUGGAAGCAAAAUAAACAGUAACAGUUUGCAAAAUAACGGCAAUAAGCGUAAAGUUACUGAAGGAAAGGUUCAAGAAAUUACCGUCACAAAAAGUAAAGGUCCAGAAAAAAAAGACACCCAAAAUCAAGCUAUAGACGAGAUCAAAAUUAAAGUCCAAGAAAUAAACGAGAUCGAAAUUCAAGGCCAAGCAAUAAACGAGAUCGAAAUUAAAGGCCAAUCAAUAAACGACGUCGAAGUUAAACGCCAAGCAAUAAACGAGAUCGAAAUUCAAGGCCAAGCAAUAAACGAGAUCGAAAUUCAAGGUCAAAAAGCCAAUGUUAUCAAUUAUCAAGAAAAAAAUAAUGAUAUAACCAACAGUGAAAUUAUAAUACAGCAAUUCGGUUGUAGGAUAAAAAUAUUAUUAUUAUCGUAUCAUUUAGUGUUUAUUACCCUAAAUAAUGAUGCUUACUGCAAUCUGUGUAAUAAAACAAUGAGUAAACUGUAUAUUUCUCAGCAUCUAAAGGACGAAAUACAUAUAUUUUUGUUGCAGCGAUUGUUCAUACCAAGUAUGGGCGUUAAUUUAAUAAGAACUGUCAAUGCCAUUGUUGGGAAUGGACACCUACGGUUAAAUGCCGGGUUACAUUGCGCUUUAUGUCAUUUUGUUAUGAACAACAACAGUAUGGAUCUGAUCAGGCACAUAACGACAUCACUUCAUAUUUUUAACUUAAAUAAAGCCCUUCGUAAUGGUCAAACCCAGGAUGACAAUACAGAAGAAAAGAAAGAACAGAGGCCAAUAGAAAAAGGAAAUGAUGAAGAAAAUAAAGUUAAAGAUACACCAAGAGAUGUUGUUAAUUUAAAUAAAACCCUUUCUAAUUGUCAAAGAACCCAGAAUGACAAUACAGAAGAAAAGAAAGAGCAGAGGCCAAUAGAAAAAGAAAAUGAUGAAGGAAAUAAACGUGAAGAUACACUAACAGGUGUUAAUUACUUAAAUACAGCUCUUUGUAAGGGUCAAAGAAUACAGGAUGACGAUACAGAAGAAAAGAAAGACCAGAGGCCAAUAGAAAAAGACAAUGAUGAAGAAAAUAUUAAAGGUGAAGGAAAUGAACGUGGAGAUACACCAACAGGUGUUGCCAACUUAAAUAAAGCUCUUUGUAAGGGUCAAAGAACCCAGGAUGACAAUAAAAAAGAAAAUAAAUACCAGAAGCCAAUAGAAAAAGAAAAUGAUGAAGAAAAUAUUAAAGAUACACCAAUAGAUGCACAGCCAGAUAAAGAUAAUUUGAUCAAUAAUGAAAAAGUCUCUGAAGCAAAUAUUAAACAUACUGAAAAAGUAAUUCGCAAAUCAAAAGUUAUUUCAAUUUUAAAAGAAAAUAAAACAGAACGAGAUCCAGUGAUCGAGAUAUAUACCGAAUUAGUUAAUCAUUUAAAAGAUCAAGGUUUAUGGAAUGAUAUAGGUGACCUGCGUGUAAAUGAAAUUUUCUUUGAAAUAAUAAUGGCUAAGUUGAAGAAUAAAAAUUUAAAAAUUAGUUUUGCAUCUUACAACACAUUUGUAUCUGUGGGUAACGGAACUUGGUAUUGUGUUGUGUGCUCUGUGGAUUUUUUAAAAAUGGGCGUGCACUUUACUAUUGAUGGCCAUUUGAAGAAUUUAAGAAAACACACGUUUAUAGACAAAUACGAUGUUAAUUUAAUUCGUCGGAAUAGGCAAUAUUAUCACUGCGGAAUAUGUAACGUAAUAACCACAAAAGAGGAGUUACAAACACACAUAACAUGGAAUGAACACAGUAACAAUUUGUCUGAUAGUAUGAAAAAUCGGCACAGAAAUUUAAAAGGUUUAAAAACAAUCGAACUCAGUUUGGGAAAGGAAAAACAAUUCGACGACAUUUUGUUACAUACAAAAAUUGUUGCAAACUAUAAAUUCGAAGCUGUCAACACUACGAGUGUUGCCAAGAAGAAUAAAAUUAUCACGCACGCUGGCAAAUCUUUUAAAUUAACGUGGGACGCGUGGCAGGGUGUUACGAAGAAUAAAAAUGGCUACAAGUGUAUAUUCUGCAGGGUAGAUAUGAAAAACUACGAUUUAUCAGGUCACGUGAAUUCAGAAAGGCAUACAAUAUUUUUGAAAUCAUUUGAAAAGAAAUACUUGCCUGCAUUGAUAAGGAAGAUCAACGACUCGACUGUCAAUUGCCUUACUUGUGCUAGUGAAGUAUCGAGCAAAGAACAUAUAUUAUUAGAUCACAUAAAAGGUAAAAAACACUUAAGAAACCACAAAUACAUCCUUAAUGCGUCAGAUAAAAGUUGCUAUGAUGAUGUACUUAAUCUGUAA
Pieris macdunnoughi is the source of this 3549-nucleotide messenger RNA. The record is from the annotation of a GenBank genome assembly. NCBI's taxonomy places the organism in Eukaryota, Metazoa, Arthropoda, Insecta, Lepidoptera, Pieridae.